Messenger RNA from Lodderomyces jiufengensis, 1512 nucleotides. RefSeq lists its product as uncharacterized. Bases 1 to 1512 code for a protein of 503 amino acids. Gene Ontology annotation, molecular function: A2-type glycerophospholipase activity. Gene Ontology annotation, cellular component: mitochondrial inner membrane. The transcript has a single exon. Lineage: Eukaryota; Fungi; Ascomycota; Pichiomycetes; Serinales; Debaryomycetaceae. The record is from RefSeq and is a predicted model, not a curated record. Gene Ontology annotation, biological process: cardiolipin acyl-chain remodeling.
AUGGCAUCAUUAAUAAGAGACUCAAUUCAAACAAUGGGUAAUCCCAACUCUACGACCACCCAAGAUCAAGACAUAAUAAAAUCAGAAAAAUCAAUAAAUUCAAUAUCUUUCUUAAAAUCAUUAAAAGAUUGGUGGUCUUGUCCUUCUCCUUUGAUUUAUGAUUCUACUCAAAAUUUACAAAUUGAUAAAUAUGAAAAAGCGAAAUUGAAUAAUCGAAUUAUUGAAUAUGAAUUGUUUAGAGCUAUAUUACCUGAAGAAAUAUAUAUUAAGAACCCAGUUGAAAAAAUAACAGAAGGGACCAAUUCUGAUGAGUCGUCAACUACAGAAACAGAAGAUUUAGAAAAGAUAAAGCAUAAAGUAUCUGGAGAAUUAAUAGAUGUUGAAUUAGAUGAUGGAACAUUUAUACAUGAAUUUUAUCUAAGUAAUAAUGAAGAAACCACUAAAGAAAUUCAUAUAGUGAUAAUACAUGGGUAUAUGGCAGCUUUAGGAUUUUUUUUGAAAAAUAUAGAACCAUUAGUGAAAAUACCAGGAGUGAAAUUACAUCUAAUUGAUUUACCAGGAUUUGGGAACUCUUCAAGACCAAAAUUUCCUAUUGAAUUUUUAGUUGAUCCACCGACAAAGAAAGCUAAAAUACAACAAAUAUUAGAUAUUGAAAAUUGGUUCAUUGAUAAGAUUGAAAAUUGGAGGAUAAAACGUAACAUUACUAAAUUCAAAUUAAUAGGUCAUUCAAUGGGUGCAUAUUUAUCUUGUUGUUACUUGAUGAAAUACAAUCUCCAAUCAAACCGUGAAAAUUUAGUUGAUCAAAUCAUUAUAGUAAGUCCAAUGGGUACUGAAUCAAAUCCAACAAGUUUAAUAAAUGAUUCAAGAUACGACAUUAACUUACAUUUUUCAAGUAAUGCUCUUAACGAAUUAAAAUUUGAAGAUCAUGAAGCUAAUGGUGAAGAAAUAAUUAUAAAUGAAGAAUUUACCACGUUAUGGGAAAAGUUAGGAGCACCAAAAUUCCCCAAAAAUGUUAUAUUGAAAACAAUAUGGGAGAAUAAUUAUUCACCUUUCCAAAUUUUACAAAAAACAGGUCCAUUAUAUUCCAAAAUUUUAUCAUAUUGGUCAUUUCAAAGAUUUAAAAAUUUCCAAACUACAUCCACAGACAAAAAUGAAAUAAUAGAAUUAAUAUUAAAAUUACAUAAUUAUUCAUAUUCAAUUUUUAAUCAGUAUCAACAAUCAGGUGAAUUAGCAAUUACAAAAUUUAUAACUUCAGAAAUAUUAGCAAAAUUACCAUUAUGUGAUCGAGGAUUAGUUGAUUUCUUGGUGGAUCAUAAUAUAGAUAAUUAUUGGAUUUAUGGAGAUAAAGAUUGGAUGAAUUAUAAAGGUGGUGAAUAUAUUUUUGAAAAAAUCAAGAAUAAGAAUUCAAAAUCCAUUACAAAAUUUGAAAUAUUGGAAAAUGCUGGUCAUCAUAUUUAUUUAGAUAAUCCUACAUUAUUCAAUCAAAGAAUUAUUGAGUUUUUUAAAUUAUAG